AUGGAGAUGGAUCAUUUAGGAGUUCAUGUUAUGGGACUGAGUGAAACUAGAUGGUGUGGGAACCGUAAAGAAGAAAUUGAGAGAGAUAAAAUAAUUUACUACUCUGGAAAGGACACUACAUCUGACUAUUACGGAGUUGCUAUUAUAGUUAACAAACAUUUAGAAAAUGCCAUUAGUACCUUUAUCCCACUCUCGAAUCGAGCUAUGAUGAUUCAAUUAGACACCAAGCCUAAAAGAUUGAAUAUUAUUCAAACUUAUGCACCAACUGCUGAUAAGAGCCAAGAAGAUAUAGAAAACUUAUAUAAAGAACUUGAAGAACUCUACGGACACACAAAAAAGGAGGAUAUAAAUCUUAUUAUGGAUAUCGGUUCGGACCACAAUCCCGUCAUUGUUAAUUUGACUUGCCGCUUAAAAUGCAGGAGCAAAAAUGGAGUUAACAACAAAUAUGUUGACAUCAGUAAGUUAAAAGAUCUAAAAUUGAAAGGGAAAGUGCAAACAACAAUUAAUGAAUGGACACUGAAAGAAAAGAAGAAACGAAAUACUGACGUGGAAAUUCUGUGGGAAAGUCUGAAGUCGAAGAUAUGA
Molecule: messenger RNA, 585 nt
Organism: Parnassius apollo (apollo)
Lineage: Eukaryota; Metazoa; Arthropoda; Insecta; Lepidoptera; Papilionidae
Source: the annotation of a GenBank genome assembly